Paraglomus brasilianum is the source of this 2391-nucleotide messenger RNA. The record is from the annotation of a GenBank genome assembly. Lineage: Eukaryota; Fungi; Glomeromycota; Glomeromycetes; Paraglomerales; Paraglomeraceae.
AUGGAUAUUGCUUGUCGGACUUUGAACACUCGACCUUCACAAACAGACACUCUUUACUGGUCCAAAGAUAAUAAUAUUGCCGUGCUAACUCCAUCGCUGAUCCAUGUUAAAAGGCUAGUAUAUAAGGGUUCCAGCGAGUCGGAUCAUAGUCGACUAGUAAAUGCAGGUACCAUAUUUUGUGAGAGUACAGACGCUAAAAAUCAUAUUCGGGCGAAUGCGAAUGUAUGGUCAGCUGUCGUCAAGAACCUAGUUGGUGAAAUGUUUAAAUGCCUCGCUUGGUCCCCACCAAGUUGCUCAACACACGGGUGCUUACUAGCCACAAUCACAACAAAUUAUUAUGUGGCCAUAUUUCGCCCUAGUGGUAGCUUGAUGCAUCCCAAAUGGGAAGAGGUUAAUUGUAUCUCAAAUCGUCUAGUGAGCUAUUACAAAGGGAUCGGUCAUCUACCAACGACGAUCGAAAAUUCAAUGGCAUUCGAGUCCAUAUCCCUGUCAUGGUCUCCUCAAUGCUUCUGUAAGGGAUUUAUGCCAUUAUCAAUCAUAGCGUUGGGAAGCAAAGCUGGCACAAUUACUUUGUGGAGUUAUACUAUUGACGCUAAUCUUGUUUAUAAGAUUGAUGCGUGUCGGUCCUGGAUAAUUACUUUGGAAUGGUCGCGCUGGUGGACAAUUGACGAGGAUACUUUUACUUCACUGCUGAUAGUUGGAUGUCUCGAUGGGUCUUAUUCUUUGUGGAAAGUAACACUAUAUUAUAAAAGAUCAGAGCUAUCUGAUCAGGAGGAGGAUGAGCUUGUAAUUAAUGCGGAGAAAGGAGCAGUCUUACUUGAAGCAGACAAACGAGAGCCUUGUUUAAUAAAAUGGUUUAAAGAUAAGCGUAAUCAACGCGAUAAGCUUGCUAUGAGUAAAAUGUCUACACUAUUUAUAUGGAUGCCAACACUUCCUGUUUAUGACAACUUCGAAUCCAUCAUGCCAAUCACUUUUAAUUUCCCUGAUACUGUGCUCAUUACCGGCAUAAGCUGGAAUAACGAUGGAACUCAACUAAGCGCUUUCAGCUUGGAAGGAAAACAGUGGAUUCUCGACAUUUCAGAUUCUGGCAUAUCGAUUAAUAAAGCCGCUACAGAGCGCUUGAGGAAAAAUGUAGAAGAUCAGCUAAAAGACGCUUUUCGGAAGGUAAUGGCCGACGAAAAAGAUUCCGAAAAUGAAAGCGAUGACGGUGAAGGCGAUGAUGAUGUUGGUUCUCCACCACCCUUUAAUUUUGAUGGACUUGACAAUUACGAAGAGACUAUGGUCGAAGACAGUAUUUCAAAAAGUCGUGAAAAAGACAAUGCAACAAAUAGCGAGAACAUGGACAUAGAUGAAGGAAAGACGUAUACGUCAGAUUUGUUAAUGCAACCACAAAUGCUUGGAAUAGACGCAUCGGCUAAUGGAAUAUUCGUGGCCUUUGUUUUCGCGGUGAUAUCUGGGUGUGACAUGGAUUAUUUGACGACAAAAUCAAACAAAUCAUAUCUGUGUUUUGUCCUGACCGAAAACGAUGAACCUGAUGUAGGCGUAAUAGAAACGUACUCUAACGAUCUUGCAUUGUCAAUCGAGAAUAGAUAUUUGAUUCUGGAAGCAUCACCCGCUUACCUUCUCUGGGAUUUACUCGAGUAUGCUGAUUUCGAACUGCAUUUUGAUGAACCCGAUAACUUUUUUGAAUCUCUGGUGAAAACUUGUGAACGGCAAUACACGAAAUUUUCUGAAAUGUCGCUGAUAGACUGGUGGGAGCAAAUAUCUGAACUCGAUAUUCUGAAUUCAAGUACAGAAGAUUUAAUUGAAUUAUGGAGAGAUUUCUUUUAUGGUGACUGCGCUUUCAAUGCGCGACGGCUUAUUAUAUAUCUCUACAGUUCAAUCAAGCACUUAGAACUUAAUAGUGAGCUUCUAUCCAAAUCAGAAGGGAUGAAAUAUGAGCACAUAUCGCUGAUUGAAAAGCAGCAGCUGAACAUUAUUUUAAAAGUGACUAGCUACGCUCUUAGUGUCGGUUGUAUAAUAGAUGAUGUUGGAGAUCAACGGUUUAUAUUGAGCGCCUGUGAUUACGCACUCUUGCGCCACAAAGAUGAUAAGUCUUUACUUCAAUUAGCCCAAUCUGUCUAUGAAGCUAUGGAUAAAACACCGACCGACUUUGGAAGUCUUGAGAAAGAAAGGAGUAUAAUUUCACAGCUGUUGGUGUCUAAUGGAUCUAUGGAUGUUAAUAUACAAAUUCCCGCACGACACGAGCAGGUGGAGUUUGUGAAAAGGGACAUUUAUGGGGGCUAUGUUCGAUAUCAUUUGAAAUAUUACCCGGGAUGCACAUACGAUCAUGCCUUGCUUGUAAUCAUAAAGCAAGUGAAUUACAGGUUGUCGAAUCUUCUAGAUGGAUAA